Molecule: messenger RNA, 2915 nt
Organism: Zeugodacus cucurbitae (melon fly)
Lineage: Eukaryota; Metazoa; Arthropoda; Insecta; Diptera; Tephritidae
Gene: mal
Product: molybdenum cofactor sulfurase 3
Exons: 4
Coding region: 212-2614 (800 amino acids)
Biological process (GO): Mo-molybdopterin cofactor biosynthetic process
Molecular function (GO): molybdenum ion binding; molybdenum cofactor sulfurtransferase activity; pyridoxal phosphate binding
Source: RefSeq, a predicted model, not a curated record
UAUGUUUUAAAAUUUGUUGAAUCCGGUUGAUUUGGUUUAAAUGGCGAGCUAUGCGCUGCGAAUGAACCAUUAAUAGAGUGACAACAUCUGCUACUUAAUUGUCAAUAGAUAGCGUGUCAUUCAAAAAAAUAAAAAAUAAAUAUAAAUAAAAAAGUAAUCGCUUUGAAGUAAUAAUUAUUAAUAAAAAGUGGUCAGUAUUUGCUUUUGUAUAAUGCUCGCGUUUCAGGAUGAGUUUACACGCGCUGAGGCAGACGCAAUCGAAAGUGAAUUUCAGCGUAUAAAAGAUAACGUAUAUCUAGAUCAUGCCGGUACCACACUUUAUCCCGAAAGCUUAAUUGAUGCAUCGGGUAAGGUGCUUAAGGAAAAUCUAUUUUGCAAUCCACAUACUUGCAAGGUGACCGGAGAUCUCAUAGACCAGGCACGCUACCGUAUCCUACAGCACUUCAAUACAGACGCCACUGAAUAUGCGCUGAUAUUCACCGCUAAUGCCACUGCGGCCUUGAAGCUGGUCGGUGAAUGCUUUAAUUUCGGUGAAGAUGCAAAUAGCACGGGUGCCUUUUACUACUGCCAGGAGAAUCACACCUCCAUUUUGGGUAUGCGCGAAGUGGUGCGCACCAAUCGCCUAUAUGUUUUAACGAAAGAUGAAAUUUUGAAAAAUCUAAAUAAUACUAACGGUUUUAGUAAAAAUGGUGCUGUUCAAGAAAUAAGCGCAAAUGCCAAAAACGAGUUGAAGUGUAACUCGCUGGUUGCUUACUCGGCGCAAUGUAACUUUAGUGGCUAUAAAAUGCCACUGGACACCAUCGAAGCAAUACAAAAGUAUGGUUUGGUGGAGCAUGGCACACAAAUUAGCGAUAAAGCCAAAGUAGCAGCAGCAGACAGUAAUUAUUAUAUUUGCCUGGACACUGCCUCCUACGUAGCGACUAAUUUUCUGGAUCUGCGAAAGUAUAAGCCAGAUUUUUGUUGCAUUUCAUUUUAUAAAAUGUUUGGUUUUCCUACGGGUGUCGGUGCUUUAUUGGUGAGUAAACGCGGUCAAUCUGUGCUGCACAAAAGUUACUACGGCGGCGGUACUGUUAACAUAGCAAUGACGCGUCAAAAUUUCCACGAAAAACGCGCAAACUUUACAACACGCUUCGAAGAUGGUACGGUACCUUUCCUUAGCAUCACUUCGUUACUUGAAGGUUUUCGUACACUGGAGCGUCUAGUGCCUGCAACCGUGAAACAAAGGUCUGCGCAACGUAUUAGUGCACACGUGUAUGGACUGGCCAAAUACGCUCAUGACGCACUCGCCGCAUUAAAACACACAAACGGUGCGCCACUAAUUGAAUUCUACAAUCAUAACGGUUAUAAUGACAUAGCGCUGCAAGGUGGCGUCGUCACGUUCAAUGUGUUACACGAUGAUGGCACAUAUGUGGGUUUCGCCGAAGUCAGCUGCAUUGCUGCAGUGCAUAAUAUACUGAUACGCACGGGUUGUUUCUGUAAUCCGGGCGCUUGUCAAUGGUUUUUGCGCCUGUCAAACGCCGAUAUACGCAAACAAUACGAGGCGGGUCAUGUUUGCAGUGAUUUUACCGAUCUUGUUGAUGGCAUGCCAACCGGCGCAGUGCGCAUGUCUUUCGGCUAUAUGACACGCGUUACCGACGUGGACAAGGCGGUGGCGAUGAUACGCGAUUGCUAUCUAACAACAGCAGCAGCACGUUUACGCAUCAUGGAAAGCGCAAAACUGCCGGACGCGCUGCGUCAUGUGCCACAACGCUUACGGCCGCAGUUGAAACGCAUUUGCAUCUAUCCAAUUAAAUCGUGUGGCGCUUUUGAUAUAACAACCGCUUGGCCGCUUACGAAUAGUGGCUUUAAAUACGAUCGCAGCUGGAUGAUUGUCGAUGUCAAUGGUAUGGCCAUUACGCAGAAGCACUUUACGCGAUUGUGUUUAAUAAGACCGAUCGUGAAGUUGAAGGAGGAUAUUUUGGAGUUACGUUUUCCCGGCAUGUCAGCUGUACAGGUGCCGUUGCAAAUGGACGCUGUGAGUGCAGCAAACCGCAUCGAGUCUUCGUUCUGUCAAAGUAAAGUCUGCAAUGAUUUGGUGGAAGGGCUGGAUUGCGGCGAGGAAGUGGGUAACUGGCUCUCGGAUUGCUUGGAAACCACUGGUUUGCGUUUAGUGCGUCAAAAUGCCGAACGUCGUACGCAGGAUGGUGUGUCGAAAGAUAUCAGCCUCGCAAAUCAAGCGCAAUUUUUACUCGUAAAUCGCGCCUCAGUGCGUUGGUUAGCGAAUAAGGUGGAAACGGAGAAAGAACCACUGGAUUAUACGGUAGAUCGUUUUCGCGGGAAUUUAAUAUUGGAAACUGCAAGCCCGUUCGAGGAAAAUUCAUUUGAGGAAAUCAGCAUUGGCGGUGUUGAUUUCAAGGUCGACGGUUUUUGUACGCGUUGUCAAAUGAUUUGUAUUGAUCAGCAUAGUGGUCAAAAGACUAACGAGCCGCUACGCACAAUUGCGCGUGAAUUUGGUGGUAAAAUACGUUUUGGCAUUUAUUUAUCGCUUAAGACACCGCAAACGGAAAAUGCACUUGUUUCAUGCAGUGAAGAGGUGCGAAUUAAAAAGCAGGAGGAGCAUGAAGCGGAACAAUGAAUAGUAGAACAUGACAGUAUAUAACAAACAUCACAACUUAAUUUUAACUACAUAUUGAGCUAAAAUAUGUAUAAUUAAAUGCAUUUUAAUGCCUUCUAAAAAUUUAAAAAUUUUUGACGUGCACAAAUGUACAUAAAAAUGUCAGUACCAUAAAUACAGAAGUUUGCCAGUAUAUUUUGCCUUAAAUAAUAUUAAUAUUUAUAUGUAAAUACGCAAAUUAGGAAGAAGUAUUAUCCUUUAAUUGAGAUAUUUACAAAAUGUGCAUCACAAAAAUUGUAAAAAUAAAGCAUUUACUAAAAUA